Molecule: messenger RNA, 1706 nt
Organism: Laetiporus sulphureus 93-53
Lineage: Eukaryota; Fungi; Basidiomycota; Agaricomycetes; Polyporales; Laetiporaceae
Exons: 3
Coding region: 171-1706 (511 amino acids)
Source: RefSeq, a predicted model, not a curated record
AUCGACGUGAUGCACGUUAGCUGGUCAAAAAUGCCAUGGUCAGAAAUAGAAUGUGCUGACUGCUAGGCUGGCAAGUACUACCAGCCCUCUCUCAUACAUUUCUUCGUCUACCGCCAUCCUUGAAGUCAACCUCAAGCUCUCGAAACUCCUCAAGCUCUCCCUCAACCCCAAUGGCUCCCCUCCCCGAAGCAACCAUGGUCACCGUCUCGGACGCUUCGACUGCCGCCUCUAGCAUCAUCCCUGGUGUCUCUGAGGCGAUGACGUUCGUUCUCUUGGCUCUGCUCAUUCUGGUUUUUCUGGCUGUCUGGGUUUGGGUCUUUGUCUCCUAUUCUUCCCUGUGUCUCUCUCGGUGUGCCGAACGUGAAGAACAACCUCGCAGCGCCACUGCAACCAGGUCGCUGUGGACUGCCCUUCUGUCGGUCAUAAGUCCCUCAGCAAGCUCAUACCUUGUCAAGAAGAAUGAAGUCCGUAAGACUGCGGAUGCGAAUGCAUCCUCGAAAGAAGCUCAGCUGAGCUCCGAUGUCGAAUCCUGUCAGCGAUCCGAUCUAGUGCCAUCCCCUACCGCCUCUACCGCACACAAUACUGCCAACAGGUCAAUCUCGGUCAUGAAAGAAGCUCAGUUAUGUAUCAAUCCAGGAAGGAAGGAGCACGACAAGUCCUCGUCUCUGAUAUCGUCUUUGGUCUUCCUCCCAGACUGCCACAGCCUACCUGCUACAGGGUCCCUGUCCAUGCUCGUCGCAAUACCCCCGAAUGCCUCACUUCCUGCUGUCUCUCCAUCGCAAGCCAUGCCCUCCUCCGUCCUCCCAGGCGAGGACGCAACCAUGACACCAUUCUCUAGUCAGUCAUCGCAUCUUCGCAACGACCUCUCCGUUGGACAGGACGCCGAAACUCUCAACGCCUGUAUUAACCCCGACGUCGCAGAGAGCGAAUCGGGGUCCAAUCUGCGCCAUUAUCACACAUCCCCUAAGACGGAACACACUAACAACGCUAUGGAUGCGACGGACGUAGUCGUCACGUCCACUUCCACUCUCCCUCGAUCUACUACCUCAAACGAGACGUUGUCUGCAUCCAACGAGAACCUCGACGCCAAGUGCCACAAGAUUUCCACUUGCCACGACGACGCCGACUGCGGCGUGAUAGUGCCGUCUGCCUCAUCGCUCGCGGAGUCCAUCUCGUGGGAUCCCGAGCUUUCCCAGUCUGUCCAAUGCCUUGGUCUGUGGAUCGAACAGCAACGAGCUGCAAAGCAGAGCAGGAGGUCUUCCUCUGAAUACGAAAAACCUACAAGUUUUGGCUUUCAAAUGCCUUAUGCCUAUGACUCUGCGGCGAAGUGCGCGCUGGAGGCUACAGAUGCUUACGACGAUGAGCCCGCUCAGGAAUACUCUAAGUCUCCACUCCAAGCAAGCUACGGUAUUCUACCGACUACCAAGCCGAACAUAGGUCACAACAACUCCUUUGAUUCGCUCUCCACGGGUUCGAUCAACACGAAUGAAGAGUUUGUUCCGCGGGAUAAGGCGAUCUCGAUUCUUAUCAACCAUCUAUAUACUGGCGAGCCUACGUGGAGCUCAGCGGCGAGGGCUUUCGGCCCUGUCAUCGUGGUCGACGAAUGCGAUUCUGUCACUGAUUCGAGUGUGUCUGAUGACUCGACGUGCUACUCUCCUGCGACAUCUGACGGGGCGGCGUACCUCUCUCCGAACUGUUGCUACUGA